CGACAGCGCGGCGGAGCUUUGAAUUUUCGCGGCUCUGGACAGCCUCAAGACCAUAGGUACCAUAGCUAAAAUCAGACCGUAACCCAAGGCCGUUCGUUGUAUUGCAGAAGCACGCAAUGGCGACCUCUCGGUCAAUGUCGCCCGGAGGGGCACUGCUCCGGUCGUCGAGGAUGUUUUCCCUCCCACCUCCUGUCCCGGCACAGGUCAACAAUAUUGUCAACUCGAGUGUGAACCGCUCCGACUCGGCGACAUUGCCGUACCCGACGCAUCAGUCCAUCACCACGCCAUCGGCAGCACGCAGACAGGGCGAUUGGGGCUUCAAGCGUCCGUUUCCUCUCAAGUCGACCACCAAGUCUACUACGCCGCUCAUCCGCGUCAAGGCAGUCGACACCAUCGAGCAUGUGACCGACUUCGCUUCCUCCGCCGACCACACGCUGUCACUCGAAAAGUUCCAAGAGAUGAACAUCCCGGUUGUCAUGCCGCCGUUCUAUGACCCCUCAAACCCAUCGAGCCAGGUCCCGGAGAGCAUGCCGAGGAAGUCCGUCUUUGAGGAGUCCCACGACAUCACCGACAUUGCCCCUGAAAAGAAGCACACCAUGAGCGCCUACCGCUGGCAUUUCGACGGCCCAUGGCUGGCGGGCAUGUCGGAGGGGGAGUUCAACAAGUACCUCCAAGCCAAGGUCAAGCCCAGACGAGCCGAGUUUCGCCAGUGGCUAAAGGGCAUCGUGGCCGAGGAGAUGAACCAGCGGGCCAUCGCCGAGUCGAUGGAUAAGGGCGAUGGAGGUGAACACGUUCAGCUAACGGCGGCAGAUGUCACCGAUGAGCACCUCACAAACAGGUUACGUGAGCUGCGUGCGGAUCGCGUAGACUUAUACAAACUCGUUGGCCGUUUCUUGGAUCUCGCGCCAAUUGCGCCCAAGAGGGUCCCGAUUCCCGAAGUACCAGGCGACAUGAGGUUCAAUCUCAGCAAGCCUGCGCCCAUGAAUCCCUACGCAGAGGCAGGCCCGCCAGUCACGCAUCCUUCCGCUGGUAUAUCGUACCUGCGCACCGGGUCGUUCGUGGAGAACCACCCGCUGUAUGGCCCGCAGCAGUCGCGCAGGCACGUGGCUGGCAGGGUUUUGUUGAGCAAUUCCAGCUUCGGCCAGUCCAUGGGCACCAACGUCAACGUCAACAUCGGUCUGGGUGGCUUCGUCACCAAGCCUCCGACUGGCGACAGUUUCUGGAACAACAAGACGGCCCGCAACAGAUUUGACCCGGCGCAACGCGGCGGCGAGAAGCAGUAUGUGGAGCCCCUCCUUGCCGUUGUUGAUUCCAGGGGCAAUGUCAGGGUCACGGCCAAGGCUUCACACCCUGAAGGUGUUGCUGUCGCAAAGGAGCUCGACGGAGUUCGAGUGGGUGGAAAGCAAGCCGAGCCGGAGUCGUCGUUUGCGCCGGCCCAGAGUCGGAAGACUGGGAAUGAACUUUACGGUGACUCGGGCUCAUAUGGUUUUAAGGCAUGAGAGUCAUUCUGGCGACCACCACGAAUCCCUGGCCAAGGGCGUCUGUGAGGAUAUUUUCAGCAUGGAAGCUGGAUAUAGUCCAAGGCCCAUGUUCUUUUUUUGUGCAUCGUUUGUUGGUCUUCAUGACCGAAAAUGUAGAUCUAGACUGUCAUUUUGUACAAAUGUAAAACAGAUUCAACAGCCAAAGACUACGCAAUGGGCUUCGAGUCAAGAUUCCGAUAAGCUAUGUUCUACAAAGGUCAGAUUGUGACCUGGAGUCAGCGCAACUAUUUGAAUGCUGCGUACUUGUGUGUAGACAAGUACUUUAUUUGACCAAAUGACAGCCACAACUCUUUCUGGACAGUAGCUUUCGACUGAUAACAUCUCACUCCUACAUUCGACUAUAUCCC
Messenger RNA from Pyricularia oryzae 70-15, 1888 nucleotides. RefSeq lists its product as uncharacterized. NCBI's taxonomy places the organism in Eukaryota, Fungi, Ascomycota, Sordariomycetes, Magnaporthales, Pyriculariaceae. The record is from RefSeq and is a predicted model, not a curated record. The transcript has a single exon. Gene Ontology annotation, biological process: mitochondrial translational initiation. Bases 117 to 1499 code for a protein of 460 amino acids. Gene Ontology annotation, molecular function: structural constituent of ribosome. Gene Ontology annotation, cellular component: mitochondrial small ribosomal subunit.